AUGAGACUUGUAACUACAGCAGUGCUGUUAUGGCAGCUUCUGGCUCCUGUCACGCAAGCGGUCAAGUUGUGGUCUGCCCCGGCUGCAAUACCUACAUCAGUACCAGCAACUUGUCGUGCAGUACUGGUGCAGGACAUUGCUUGCACCUAUGGCAACAACAGUCUUGUCACGGCUGCUCAGGCGGCAAACGGUCUGGCACUCGUUGACAGCGAGGCCACGACGUAUUGCACGACGGGCUGCUAUCAGUCUUUGAAGACAUUUCAAACCAAUGUCGAUGCCAGGUGCGGCAACACGGAGUACACGCUCUUCCUCAACAGCAAUUACACACAAUCCGCUGCCGCUCUCGCCGAUGGGCUCAGCUGGGCCUACAAUCUGACCUGCAUUCAAGACGCGCAAGUGAUAUCUUAUCUGGCUUCUGUCUUUCAAGCCUUACGGAGCUGCGAUGCUGAGCUCAGAUUAUGGGAGAGAAAAGUUGAGCCCAGACACUUUCUCCUCGAUGGUUUCAUCAUGUGGUGCAGACCCGGCAAGCUAUACCUACAGCUACACCUCAACAACGGCCGUCUCAACGACCACGGGGACUGCAACUCCAUCUCCGAGGCCAACGGAGUAGGCACUGAUCUAAUGAUUAACCGCAAUUACUUGGAUUACAAUUGCACAGUUCUUACCGAGGGCAUGUCUUUGUGCUUGCAAGACACCUGCACCAUCCAUACUCUUGGUAGUAAUGAGACCUGUGACGGGAUACUCAGCGGCCAAUCGUUUUCCCUCAUCCAGCUGGUCUCCUGGAAUCCGACCAUUCACUCGAAUUGUGACAACUUGGCUGCCAUGGAAGGGCGCAGCAUCUGCCUCUCACCACCAGGGGGUGGAACGCUUGAUUUCAAUUCUUCGACCAGUAUCACGCCGACAUCAACACUAAAUGCAAGCAUUGUAACCAGCUGGGUGUCUGCCACUGGCACGAUUCCCACCACCAACUUUACCACAUCGUGGUAUUCGUCCGAGUUUGACUCGACCGCCACGGCCACCAUCACGGCCACCAUGGACUUCAACGAGACUUUGGCAUCUGAGCUGGCCCAACAGACACAGUACUGCUGGCUGACGGACGAGGACAUGGACUACCUCGACGAGGAAGACUACGCCGCGGGCUGUCAGAGCCUCAUGGACGAGUAUUGCUUCCCGACGGCCGGCGCCCCCGUGCCACCUUCGCCCACCCGCAUCCCGGCCGUGUGUACCCCGGACCGCAGCACGUAUAUCCCAUCUACUACCACCACUACCGCGGCUGCCGCUACACCAACUCCUUAUCAGCCCAACAUGAUUGCCAACUGUCAACAGUUCUGGAAGGUCAUAAGCGGGGACACAUGUCAGGGAAUUGCCGAUGAAUUCUCAAUCACUCUGACACAGGUAAGAUAUCUCGUGUUGCAAUUCCAAGAGCGCUAUCACUUUUGA
This is a messenger RNA of Pestalotiopsis fici W106-1, 1440 nucleotides long. RefSeq lists its product as uncharacterized. Lineage: Eukaryota; Fungi; Ascomycota; Sordariomycetes; Amphisphaeriales; Sporocadaceae. The record is from RefSeq and is a predicted model, not a curated record. The coding region runs from base 1 to 1440 and encodes 479 amino acids. The transcript has 7 exons.